This is a messenger RNA of Megalops cyprinoides (Indo-Pacific tarpon), 1768 nucleotides long. It is a transcript of the gene mien1, whose product is annotated as selenoprotein W, 2a. Gene Ontology annotation, biological process: positive regulation of filopodium assembly; negative regulation of apoptotic process. The record is from RefSeq and is a predicted model, not a curated record. The transcript has 4 exons. NCBI's taxonomy places the organism in Eukaryota, Metazoa, Chordata, Actinopteri, Elopiformes, Megalopidae.
AGUAACUACCCAGCAGCGACAGACAGGCAGUCUAAGGAGGAAAACAAUCGAAACGAGAGGCUUGCGGAAAUGGGUGUACGAAUACAGGUCGAAUAUUGCGGAGGAUGAGGAUACGAGCCCCGCUAUCAGGAACUUGCGCACGCGGUACGUGCGGAGUUCGCUGAUGCGGAGGUGUCUGGCUUCGUUGGGAGGCAAGGCAGCUUUGAGAUUGAGAUCAAUGGACAGCUAGUCUUCUCAAAGCUGGAGACCAGUGGCUUCCCAUAUGAAGAUGACGUCAUGGAUGCAAUUCAGAACGCCCAUGACGGCAAACCAGUAGAAAAGAUCACAAAAAGCCGCCCGCCCUGUGUUAUCCUAUAACCUUGGCAGCUGAAGUCAUGGCAACCUCCACAUCCUGUUGGGAGCUCAUCCAUCUUCAUCCUCUAAAUUCUUUUGUCCUUCACCUGAGCAUGACCCCCCUAAAAAUGUGCAAGAUUCUCACAAUGUUCCUGGGGCAUUGUUGCAAAGGUAUACUUAUAAAGUUAACAUGUACCAACAGUGUCCCUGAAACAUUAUGAAAAUGUUGAAAGUACACUGUAACAGAGUCUCCCUUCCUGGCAGUACAGACCACCGGUCAGGUGGGAUGAUUACAACCGUGAGACUUCUCUGUAGGCUAAAUGCGUCUUGAGUUCUCUGUGUUUCUACAUUAUCUACACCUGCUUGGUACACAGACUUUCAGUUGUGUAAGAAAUGUAGAUGAAAGGUUUAUUCUAAGCCACAGAGUUAAUAUGGUCAUCUUUGAAGUGAAGUCAACAGUGAGAUAUUCAGAAAUCCUGGUCUUUUCUUCUUUGUCCUUGGGGUGUCAGGUCUUCAAUGAUUACUUUAGCCAAAAAAGUGAGAGGUUAAGGUAUGAACCCCACAGCCCUGACACCCUCAUGUCUCACACCUUAGGGUGAAAGGACAAAGGUGGGAGAAGACCAGGGGACUGGGGGGGGGGGGGGGGUCCCUUAUUUUCACCCAAAGUCUGCAAGAUGUUCAGGCACUCCCUGAUAAAUAUUUUUGUUUUGUAAACAUUGGCCUGGUUCUGUUCAGAGCAUUAUGGGAUGUAAUUGCUUUUUUGUUUUAUUAACCAUUGGUUUGGUUCUAGUCAGAAUUUUCUAAUUUUAUACAUUUUCAGUAACAACUGUGGGUCUGUAGCUUGAUACAUAAUACACGAUUGGAAUGGCAUUAUCUAUUUAGAAUUUAAGGACUAAAAGGUGAACUGUUAACAUGCAUUGUUUGAAUAAUAUCCUUCCAAAAGCCAAGUUAAAUUUGAGCCUGUGCAAUUUAGUUUGCUCUGGAGGUUACAUUUGGGAACAGCUGUCUGAGUACAUUAUAAAAAUGUGUGUAAAACUUUACUGGGACAUUUUUAAAAUAUAGUUUCAGCCAAUAGAUUAUAGACUUUUGUAAAUGUAUUCAUAAUUCUUCCUUGAGGUGUAAUGCCACAAUUCUGGUAAAAAUUUGUUGAAGUCCUUUGAAGCAGGUCCCAUGAAGCAACUGAGUUUGUUGUUAGAUGUGUGAUGGACAUUGUCAAUGGUUUAUCUCCUGAGCUAAAUCAAUUCAGGUCUUGCUGCUUGUUGGAGACUGUGACAGAUACUGUAUAGGAUAUAAUACUGUAUCAGUUUCACAGAUGAGUUUCUAGUGUGCUGCGUUCCUUUCCAGGGUACUCGGAAGUGGAGUGCAUGUGGUGCCCUCCUGCUUCAUUCUUGUGUGUGAAACUUCAGAUGCAUUGUUAAUAAAUCCAUUACUUGAA